Messenger RNA from Mangifera indica (mango), 1855 nucleotides. RefSeq names its product glycylpeptide N-tetradecanoyltransferase 1. Lineage: Eukaryota; Viridiplantae; Streptophyta; Magnoliopsida; Sapindales; Anacardiaceae. Gene Ontology annotation, cellular component: cytoplasm. Gene Ontology annotation, molecular function: glycylpeptide N-tetradecanoyltransferase activity. The transcript is spliced from 3 exons. Gene Ontology annotation, biological process: N-terminal peptidyl-glycine N-myristoylation. Bases 319 to 1623 code for a protein of 434 amino acids. The record is from RefSeq and is a predicted model, not a curated record.
CCACGACAUUUCGGCCUUGGACCCUGAAUCGGGUAACUCGGGUCCGAGGGUGAAAUCUUGAAGGAACCCUUUGGCCUCGCCGUCUUCAGACUAACUCGUCUUCUAAUUUCAUCAAAAUCAACGAAAUUCUCUUCCUUCGUCUCCUCAAAUUCUCCCUCUCUCUCUCUCUGUCUCUCUCUCUCUUUCCGUCUUUGAUCAUUUCGAGCGUUGAAGGAUCUGAUUCUCCUUUUUCUUCAACAAUCUUGGCCGUCCACUGAACCAGGAAGUUGUAUUUGUUGGUAAGAGAUACAGAUCGUUUGUAUAAUUUUUUUAUGAAAUAUGGGAGAAAACAAUUCACCACCUGAGUCUUUGAAAGAGAACCUGGAUCAAAAUGCGGACGCAAACCUGGUUGCUAAAGAUGUUAGCACAUUGGAAACCAUAGGUAGGCAGAUUCAGGACUUAAUGUCUAUGGGCAAGAAACACAAGUUUUGGGAGACCCAACCUGUUGGUCAGUUUAAGGAUGUUGGGGACAGUAGCUUGCUGGAGGGUCCUAUCGAGCCUCCAACCCCGUUAACAGAGGUUAAACAGGAGCCAUACAAUCUUCCAAGUCAGUAUGAGUGGACAACUUGUGAUAUGAAUUCUGAAGAGACUUGUACUGAGGUUUACAAUCUCUUGAAGAAUAAUUAUGUUGAGGACGAUGAGAAUAUGUUUAGGUUUAACUACUCCAAGGAGUUUAUUAGGUGGGCACUUCGCCCACCGGGUUAUUAUCCCAGCUGGCAUAUUGGUGUUCGUGCCAAAGCUUCCAAGAAGCUUGUUGCUCUUAUUACCGGUGUCCCUGCAAGAAUUAGGGUACGUGAUGAAGUUGUGAAAAUGGCGGAGAUCAAUUUCUUGUGUGUUCAUAAGAAGCUUAGAUCUAAGAGACUGGCUCCUGUAAUGAUUAAAGAGGUUACAAGAAGGGUUCAUUUGGAGAAUAUAUGGCAGGCGGCUUAUACUGCUGGAGUGGUUCUUCCAACACCUAUAACAACUUGCCAGUAUUGGCAUAGGUCAUUGAACCCCAAGAAACUUAUUGAUGUUGGUUUCUCAAGGCUUGGUGCAAGGAUGACAAUGAGCCGAACCAUAAAGCUUUACAAGUUACCAGAUUCUCCAGUUACCCCUGGAUUCAGAAAAAUGGAGCUUUGUGAUGUACCUGCUGUUACUCGGUUGAUUAGGAAAUACUUGAGCCAGUUUGUUGUUGCUCCAGAUUUUGAUGAGAAUGAUAUUGAGCACUGGCUUCUUCCCACUGAGGAUGUGGUGGAUAGUUACUUGGUUGAGAGCCCAGAGUCUCAUGAGAUAACUGAUUUCUGCAGCUUCUACACUCUUCCUUCCUCUAUACUUGGUAAUCAAACAUAUUCAACCUUGAAAGCUGCUUAUUCAUACUAUAAUGUCUCCACAAAGACUCCAUUGCUUCAGUUGAUGAAUGAUGCCCUCAUUGUUGCCAGACAGAAGGAUUUUGAUGUCUUCAAUGCCUUGGAUGUUAUGCAUAAUGAAACUUUCCUGAAAGAGCUGAAAUUUGGACCAGGUGAUGGGCAACUUCACUAUUAUCUUUAUAAUUAUCGGUUGAGAAAUGCCUUGAAAUCAUCAGAACUUGGACUCGUACUUUUGUAGUCUUCCAAUACCGAUUCUGUGAUUUUUUUUGCCAAGUAGUGUGGUUUUGCUUUCAUAUAUGUCAUUCCUCUGCAUCAGCAACAAAGUGACAGAUUUUGCUGCUCAGGUGACAUUAUAUUUUAUGGGGUUUUUGAGCAUAAGCUGUGAAGAAAUUAAACAUUAUUGUUGUUGACAAUGCGAAUUGUUUAUUGGACGCAAAUAAUACUGAGGUUUUGUCUUUUUUUAUUUCCAA